AUGGUGACGUUCACGCCGACGGCGAGUACACUGAAUCACGAUGCUCCGGAGUUUCGGCCGGUGACUCCACCGAAUUCAGUUGUUCCGGAGCCGAUAACAUCAGAUGCAUAUGCUCCGGUGUUACGGCCGCCAUUUACACUGAAUCCAGAUGCUCCUCCCUAUCGGCUACAUCCGGACAAACGUUCUCUAUUUAUUACAUUAUCUAAUGGCUUUCCUCUCACGGAAAGUCAGAUAUGUAAUUUCUUCAGCAGGCAAUUGUUAUCCAUCGUCCGUGGAGGAUGUGCAUGUGCACAAGGUAGGAAGGAAGUCGGGGCUUUUUGGGAAAGUGACAUUCAAGCGAGCUGA
Messenger RNA from Arabis nemorensis, 345 nucleotides. Lineage: Eukaryota; Viridiplantae; Streptophyta; Magnoliopsida; Brassicales; Brassicaceae. The record is from the annotation of a GenBank genome assembly.